AAAAAAAAAAAAAAACACACACACACACACAUUCACACAGUAAUUUUUUAAUAAUACUGUUUUUAAUAGUAAUAUCUAGCUGGUGUAUAUAUAUAAUUGACAGGUAUCAUUAAAAGGAGAAUUGUGGGCUGAGAUUUGGUUUGGCUGGCAAUUUAGCUAAUGGCCACCCUCAGGUCCCCUGCUUUCUUCUUCAGGCCUCUUCUUCUGCUCCUCUACUUCUCAGGUUUUUUUUCCCUUCCUUCCUUUUUCGCCUUCAUUUUAUCUUGUUCAUGGAGUUUCUUUAAAUGGGUUAUUUUUGUUUUAACUUGUUUCUUACAUCAGAAGUUGGUUAGGAAGAUAGAAGGAACAAAGAAUUUCAAGAAUGUUUUUUUUUUUUUAUUGGUUUCUGGGAUUAGAAAUUCAGCAAUUUUUCUUGCUAGUUUGCGAAUAAUGAAGAUGAUUUCAGUUUUUGGGUAGUGGGAUCUUAUUGUUUUCCUCUGUUUCUUUCGGUAGUUUUUGGGUUGGUGGAGUAGUUAGCAGUUCAUAGAUUCAAGAUUUAAUUUCCUCUUUGAGCAACUAAGCAUGAAGUCUGAGUUUUCAUCGGUUUCCAGGAAUUCUAGGCUAUGAGAUAUGUCAUUCUUGUUCUAAAGUUGAGUUCUUUAACCCAGAAGAUUGCAUGAAUGUUCUGAAAGUUUUAUUCUUUUAUUUGAAAGGUCUACAAUCUUUAUCUUUAUGCGGUUCCAUUAUAGAAAUUGUAAGUGUAGUACUUUUAGCCUCUUCUACAAAAUCAAGGUUAAUUUUUUUGUUUUUAAUUUGUAUCGAAGUUAUUGGGAAUGAUUAUUAUAUUCCAGUAAUUCAGUCGUGUCAACAACAAGUUCACCAUCUUGAUUUCUUUUAUUUAGGUUUAUUUGUUCGCAGCCAAAGCAUAGGAGUUGGUAUCAAUUAUGGCCAAAUUGCUAACAAUCUUCCCACACCAUCCCGGGUGGCUGUUCUCCUUCAAUCUCUUAAUGUUAGCAGAGUGAAAUUAUAUGAUGCUGAUCCAAAUGUAUUGAGGGCUUUCGCGAAUUCUAAUGUCGAAUUCGUCAUUGAGUUGGGGAAUGAGUAUCUUCAGACCAUGACUGAUCCUGUUCAAGCUCAAAUUUGGAUCCAGCAGCAUGUUCAACCAUACAUAUCUCAGACCAAGAUCACCUGUAUCACUGUUGGAAAUGAGGUCCUAACUGGGAAUGAUACCCAAUUGAAAUCUUACCUCCUUCCUGCAAUGCAAUCGGUCAAUAAUGCUCUCAACAGUCUUGGUAUGAAUAAAGCUGUUUAUGUUUCUACAGCUCAUUCAACUGGUAUAUUAGGCAAUUCCUUCCCGCCUUCUUCAGGGCAGUUCAGACCAGAUCUUGCUGAGUACAUCCAGUCCAUACUGAAUUUCCACUCCCAGACAAAUUCGCCGUUCCUCAUCAAUGCAUAUCCCUUCUUUGCUUACAAGGACAACCCUGACGAGAUAUCAUUGGAAUAUGUACUCUUUCAACCGAAUGCUGGUGUUCCUGAUCCAGUUACAAAGUUGAACUAUGAUAACAUGCUUUAUGCACAAAUUGAUGCUGUGUAUUCUGCUAUCAAAGCAAUGGGACACACAAAUAUUCAAGUUAAGAUAUCUGAGACCGGUUGGCCGUCAAAAGGAGACCCCAAUGAGGUAGGAGCUACACCACAGAAUGCUGCAUUGUAUAAUGGCAAUUUACUGCGUCGGAUUUCUGAGAACCAAGGCACCCCGGCGAAUCCAUCAAUACCAAUUGAUGUGUAUGUUUUUGCACUUUUCAAUGAGGAUAUGAAACCUGGUCCGGCAUCAGAGAGGAACUAUGGAUUGUUUUAUCCUGAUGGCUCUCCAGUUUAUGACAUUGGGAUGCAGAGUUAUCUGCCACGCAUCAAUUAUUCGUCGUCUGGGAUAAAGAAUACUGUCUGCUCUAUUAUUUCUCUUCUGCUCAUGUCAGCGGCAUUUUUAUUCUGCACUUAGAUACUGGAAACUGGGAAUUGUCCCAUUUAGAGGCCCUGAAUUUUGUCCCAGUUAAAAAUAGGGUAAACUUAGAUCAAUUCUUUCACUUGCACCUGAAAUUUUUUGGGUCAUCCGGCAGAGUUUAGAAGUAUAGUUUAUUCAUAACACUUAAAUUUAGGUCUCCACUUUUCCACCAUCUAUACUUGUACAUACAAUGCCAAUCCCAAAAUUUUGAGUUUCUGAUGAGUGGAAAUAUACUGAUUCCUUAAUUACAUUCUUGUAUUGUUAAUUUCGCUUUGUUGUUGCACAUUUUAGUUUUGUCAUGUGCUACAAGCUUUUCCCGGCUUUGUAGUUUCCGGUCCUAGAACAGAGUUCUCUGUUUAAACUUUAAAGCCUCAAUAAGGAUGAUAAUUGCGUGAAAUCGACUGUCAGUGUAAAACUUACUCCCUUCGUCCCAAAAUUGUUGUCUCAAACUGGACAAUAAUUUUGGGACCGAGGAAGUAUUACACAAGUGGAUCACAUAAGGAAUGGCGUGUAUAAUAGUCGUAAAUUUUGAUUUUGAGAAUGUGUUCACAAUGAAACUUGUUCUGAACCUGUGAUCUAGGUCUGCUAAAGCCAUCAUUGUUUAACUGAAGAUUAUGGUAAUGUGUCUCCAUCCUCCAUUUUCACGUCCCAUGAUGCAUAGUUUGAAAGGUUUAGAAUUCUUAUCAUUUCGUUUCAACUCCACGUUUUUUCAAUCUUUAAACCGCCAAAGCUGAAAGUUUCAUCAGUUUUGUCUGAAUUUGGCCAAGCCUCCAUCCUGAAAAUGACAUUUUUUCUGCCUUUUGUUUUCUGUCUGCAGUCCUUCUCAGCAGUAAUCAAUCUUUCAUGUCAGCUUCAUCCUUUGCAUCCACAGAAUACUUUGUUUUUUUUUUUUCUUCCUUUUGAAAUUCUUUUAAACACGAUUGGUCUUUCACGAAGAAAAUCCUUCUCUGCUGAGUAAUCAGUUUCUGUCUUUCUGAUUCAUUCCACACAAUUCUCCAGCGUUUUUAGCUGUUGAAUUUGAAUGGCCAAGCAAGAAAUCACAAGAUAUGAUAACCCUUUUGGAUAUUUGUUUCUUUUUGUGGUGGGCUCUCGUUGAUAAUUAAGUAGGAAAAGGUUUAGACUAAACCUACUACAACAAUUAUUACUGGAUCUGUAUUUAAAAAAUUCUAUCGUAACGUUUUAUUUAGUUCAACAAGAACGAUUAUUUUUUGAGUAAGGAACUAAUAUUGAUGAAUUAGAAGUGAUAGGUAAAGUGAAAAUGUAUAGUAAAAU
Messenger RNA from Oldenlandia corymbosa var. corymbosa, 3250 nucleotides. NCBI's taxonomy places the organism in Eukaryota, Viridiplantae, Streptophyta, Magnoliopsida, Gentianales, Rubiaceae. The record is from the annotation of a GenBank genome assembly.